AUGAAGGGUGACAAUUUGACACGCGAAGAGCCUCGGGACGCCACUCUUGAGAGACUCCGUAGCUCCAGCACGGUCAUGAUGUCCCCAGACCUCUUCGAAAGACUAUAUCUACAGCCGAUGAAUCAUGUGAAAGGUGAUUUACGGAAAACAUUUGGCAAUCCUACUCCUCUAGGGCUGUUGGGUUUUGUACUCGGACUUACACCUCUGGCAUGCUCAUUCAUCGGUUGGCGUGGUGCUGGCGGUCUUGGUGCUGCCAACAUUGGCGUGUUCUACUUCAUUGGUGGUCCGUGUUUGAUCAUCUCCGGCGUGCUCGAAUUCUUUCUGGGCAACUCGUUUCCGUUUGCAGUUUUCACGACAUAUGGAUGCGUUUUUCUAGCGCUCGCAUCAAGUCUUCACCCAUUCUAUAACUCCGCUGGCGCAUACGACCCUGACGGAAACUUCGCAAAGGGACUACAGACACCCGAAUUCAAUGCAACUUUCGCCUACUUUCCGAUCAGUAUAGCUUGCAUGAAUUUGUUCUUCCUGGUUUGUGCCACCAAGGUCAACAUUGUUUUUAUGCUGGUAUUUGCCGGCUCGGGACUUGGCUUCACGCUUUUGUCUGGUGCUCUGUGGGCUCUUGCGGAGGGAGCAGCCGAUAGCGGUGCAAAGUUAUUAGUAGGCGCGGGUUCCGCGUGGUUCUUCACGGCGAUUAUGGGCUGGUAUCUGCUCCUGUCGCAGCUUCUUGGAGUGAUGGGGUUUGACAUCCAGCUCCCGACCUCGUCUCAUGCCAACGCCACUAUCCCGAGAGUCCUCGAGUUAACACUGAGAAGAGACAAGGCCAUUUGA
This is a messenger RNA of Pochonia chlamydosporia 170, 825 nucleotides long. Its product is annotated as GPR1/FUN34/YaaH-class plasma membrane protein. The transcript is spliced from 6 exons. Lineage: Eukaryota; Fungi; Ascomycota; Sordariomycetes; Hypocreales; Clavicipitaceae. Bases 1 to 825 code for a protein of 274 amino acids. Gene Ontology annotation, molecular function: acetate transmembrane transporter activity. Gene Ontology annotation, cellular component: plasma membrane. The record is from RefSeq and is a predicted model, not a curated record.